UCGCCGUUCGUUCCCACCACCGUGGUUCUAGCCAAAGUGAAGGGAUAUCCAGCGUGGCCUGCCAUGGUUCUUGAAGAGUCGCUUCUCCCGGCCAAUAUCAUACAAAAAAAGCCCAAGUCCAUCCGAGGCAAAGCCUCCAAGAAGGGCAAGCCUGCAAUCAUCCUUCCUGUCAGGUUUUUCAGUGACGACACCUAUAUCUGGAUCAGUAGCAACGACGUGAAGUUGUUGGAAAAGAGCCAGGUGGAAGAGUUUCUCAAGACCAGCCAGGGGAAGCGUAGGAGGGACAAUUUGAUCGAAUUCGCAUAUCAGUUGGCACUUGAUCCUCCAGACAUGGAGAUGUUUGUCAAGUAUGGAUCCAAGGGGUCGCAGGGAAGAUCCAAGGAAGACGACAUAGAGGAUGACUUUGAGGAGGAAUUCGAGGAAGAGGAGGAGGAAGAGGAGGAGGAGGAAGAAGAAGAAGAAGACGAAGAGGAGGUGGCGCGGCCCAAAAAGAGAUCGAGAGGAGCCAAAGCCCUGAAGGUUAAGAAGGCCCCCAAGGUGACCAAAUUGACCAAGGCUCAAGAAAAAAAGAUAGCAGCCCAAAAGCAAAAGGAAGAGGAGAAGAAGCUCUUGGCCGAGUAUGACUCGGACUGGGGUUUGGACGAUUUCAACAGCUUCAACAAAAAAGAAGGCAACUACAUUUUUGAUACAGAAGAGGAGCAGCGCCAGGUGCUCGACAAUGUGCCAGCUGCGGCAGUCAUCCAGGAGGAGUUGGCAGAGGCCCACCAGAGAUUCCUGGCGGUGGCAGAUGAUUUGAUAGAGCAAUUGCUUUCGGAGGACGCCGUCAACGAAAAGUUUGUGUUUAAAAAAUUGACUGAGUUUGAAAAGUUGUUCAAGCAAAUUCCCAAAACGGUGGUGAUGAAAAGCAAGCUACUCAGGGUGAUGAUUGUGACAGUCAGAAAAAGGGACGGGAACGAGAAGAUCAGAGAGAGAGUAUGCAAAUCAUUGAAGCAGGCAUUGGAUAUCGAUGUGGAACAAAAUUCCGAGGCAGAC
Molecule: messenger RNA, 1032 nt
Organism: Suhomyces tanzawaensis NRRL Y-17324
Lineage: Eukaryota; Fungi; Ascomycota; Pichiomycetes; Serinales; Debaryomycetaceae
Exons: 1
Source: RefSeq, a predicted model, not a curated record